AUGGACACUUCGUCGUUAAUGCUGGCGCUCCAGCUCCAGCAACAAGACUUGAAUAACUGGGAGCAGUCCAGAAAAGGAAAACAGCGCGAGGGUGAGGUCUCGGACUCGGAUUUGGCUCUCGAAGCCUGCCGCCAUGAGCUUCAGGCGAUGGCAGCCCAGAUUUCUGACCAAGCGAUGGCACUUAGCAUUGCAAGAGCUGUUGAAUCGGAUGGUCAGAUCAUUAGAGAAGCCCAGUUGGCAGAGCAGCAGGCUGCGAGGGACCAUGAAUAUGCCGUCAGCCUUUCAAACAAUCCAAAUGCAAACCCCAGAUCAUUAGCUCGAAGUGUAAAGAACACCCACAAGUUGGAGAACGAAGUGGAAGAUGAUUUGAUCGAUAUCUUGAGAUCAAUGAAUCUGGGAGGACUUAACGAUGCCACGUCGGGCCAACCUGAGUCAUCAGGUUGGGCAGCAUCUCGUAAGGCACCUCAAAUGAAGGAAUGUAUCGCCUGCAACGACCGGUUCUCGCCUCUUGCGCUCUCUCGAUCACCCUGCUCCCACGAAUAUUGUCGAGAAUGUAUCGUUGGCCUGGUUCGAUCUUCACUUCAAGACGAGACUCUAUUCCCUCCACGAUGCUGCGGGCAGAACAUUCCUGUCACCCCAGGUCGAUGGUUCUCGCCAGAACUAGUCGGUCAGUUCCAGGCAAAGAAGUUGGAAUUUGACACGCCGAAUCGCACUUAUUGCAGCAAGCCGUCUUGCUCGACAUUUGUGCCGCCGCAAUUUAUCGCAGGCGAGACGGCGACGUGCCCCAGAUGCCGUCGGCGUACUUGCGUGCACUGUAAAGGGCCACACCAUAGUGGCGUUUGCCCAAGUGAUACUGCCUCACAGCAAAUCUUGGAGCUUGCGGCCGAGAAUGGCUGGCAGCGGUGCUAUGCUUGCCAUAGAGUGGUUGAGCUGGAAAUUGGAUGUAAUCACAUGAAGCAGAAUUCUGCUACGUUUGUGGCGAGCCUUGGAAGAAUUGCGGCUGCCCCCAAUGGCAAGAAGAGCGGCUGA
Fusarium subglutinans is the source of this 1029-nucleotide messenger RNA. RefSeq names its product IBR finger domain protein. The coding region runs from base 1 to 1029 and encodes 342 amino acids. The transcript has 2 exons. Gene Ontology annotation, cellular component: ubiquitin ligase complex; cytoplasm. The record is from RefSeq and is a predicted model, not a curated record. Gene Ontology annotation, molecular function: ubiquitin conjugating enzyme binding; zinc ion binding; ubiquitin protein ligase activity. NCBI's taxonomy places the organism in Eukaryota, Fungi, Ascomycota, Sordariomycetes, Hypocreales, Nectriaceae. Gene Ontology annotation, biological process: positive regulation of proteasomal ubiquitin-dependent protein catabolic process; protein polyubiquitination; ubiquitin-dependent protein catabolic process.